UCCAGCAGCAGCAGCAGCAGCAGCAGCCUCUCGGUGUUUCGGCGGAGCAGGAGGAGAAACAGAGGAGCGGCAGAGCGAUGCUGAGAGCGCGGCAGGAUGUCUUUCACCUCCUCCUCCUGGUACCGGACUCUCCGAGUCUCCCUUCUUCUGCAGCUCCUCCUUAUGCCGCCGUGCCUCCUCCACCCGCAGCCGUGCCACCUCCUGGCUCAGAUCGGACACACGGUGCGCGUCGGUGCGCUCCUGCCGACGCAGCGGGCGGCUCGCAUUCAGGUCCAGGCGGCGCUGAGCCGCGCGGCGGCCGCGAUGAGUCGGGACCGGGACCGGGACCGGGACUUGGACUGGGAACCGGACCCGGACCGGGAGAGUUACAACUUUCUUCCCUAUAACCUGAGCCUGGAGCUGGUGUCCCGGCAGCCGGCGGCCGCGGACCCGGAGUCCCUGUUCCGGUGCGUGUGUCAGGGCGUGGUGGUGCAGGGAGUCUCUGCCGUGCUCGCCUUCCCGCAGACCCGCGAGGAGCUGCUACAGGUGGACUUCAUGGCCUCCUUCCUGGAGAUUCCGUUCCUCAGCGUCUUUGAGCACGGAGAGCCGCUGCGCACGCAGAACCGGUUCCAUCUGCAGAUGGUCACAGGAGUUCCAGAGUCCGGUCUGUCCAACCUGUUGCUAACGGUUCUGCAGCGGUCUGGUUGGAGGGAGGGUACUGCGGUUCUGUGUCGGGGCUGGGAGGAGUCUCGGGGGCUCCUGCGGCUCUUGGACGAUGAGAGCGGAAGCAGUGCAUCAUGGGACGGUGGGGGCAGGGCAACCUGGCACCUGCACGCAGUCCUGAACCUGACGCAAUCGGCACAUGAUGACACGCAGAUCCACGACUUCCUGUCCCGACACUUCAGACAGAACCAGCCUUCACCAGUGUCGGUGCUGCUGUUUGGAGCUGACCCGCAGUGUGCGGCAGCGGUGCUGCGCAGUGCCCAGGACCUGGGCCUCACUCUACCCAUGGUGCACUGGGUGCUGGGCCAGCCACUCAGCCCCGAUGCGCUGCAUGCCAUCGGGCUGCCGCUCGGCCUGCUGGCCUACGGAGAGGUGGAGCGGAAACCGCUGGACUUCUACGUCAGAGACGCCCUGGAGCUCGUCACCAGGGCCGUCACCGCUGCAACCAUGGUGAGACCGGACCUGGCUCUGAUCCAGAAUAUGGUGAACUGCUACGACAAACCCAACAAACACGAGGUCCCAUCAUCAGGACAGUACCUGUCCAGGUUCCUGUCCAACACAUCUUUCUUUGGUCUAACGGGUCCGGUCCGAGUCCACCAGAACCGGUCUCAGGUCCUCACCUCACAGCGUUUCCAUAUCUGGAGCCUGCGGCGGGAUGCACUAGGUCAGCCCACCUGGGUGACAGUGGGCAGCUGGGAGGGAGGCCAGCUACAGGUAGAAGACCAGGGAGUAUGGGAGGGACCCAAACCUCGCCGCAGGACAGAGGGGACAGGCGGGAGGACCAGGGGCCGCUGGAGGGCAGGGAUGCCAGUUGCAGGGAGUCGGGUCCGGGUGGUGACUCUGGUGGAGCAUCCCUUCGUGUUCACACGGGAUGUGGACGAUGAGGGCAGCUGCCCGGCCGGACAGUACUGCCUGGACGCCGGCACCAACAGCUCAGAAACACUGGAGAGAUUUUUUGGGGAGGUGGCAGGCGGGAACGGCAGCUUCCUGCCUGAAGAAUACAGCAAGUGCUGCUACGGAUACUGCAUCGACCUGCUGGAGAAGCUGGCUGAGGACCUAGACUUUGAGUUUGACCUUUAUAUCGUGGGAGAUGGGAAGUAUGGCGCUUGGAAGGGGGGACGCUGGACUGGGCUGGUGGGGGAUCUUCUGAAUGGACUGGCAGACAUGGCCGUCACCUCCUUCAGUAUUAACUCAGCUCGGAGCCGGGUGAUCGACUUCACCUCGCCCUUCUUCUCCACCAGCCUGGGCAUCCUGGUGCGCAGUAAGGACACGGCAGCGCCCAUCGGAGCCUUCAUGUGGCCCCUGCACUGGUCCAUGUGGGUCGGCAUCUUCCUGGCGCUGCACAUUACGGCGCUCUUCCUCACGCUGUAUGAGUGGAAGAGUCCAUAUGGCAUGACGCCUCACGGACGCAACAGGAUCAGGGUGUUCUCGUACUCAUCAGCUCUAAACCUGUGCUACGCCAUCCUGUUCGGACGCACCGUCUCCUCUAAGACACCAAAGUGCUGGACAGGUCGAUUUCUGAUGAACCUGUGGGCCAUCUUCUGCCUGCUGGUGCUGUCCAGCUACACCGCCAACCUCGCCGCCGUCAUGGUAGGAGAGAAGACCUUCGAGGAAGUAUCAGGGAUCCACGACGCCAAGCUGCACCACCCGUCAUGGGGUUUUCGCUUUGGGACGGUGAGGGAGAGCAGCGCAGAGGAUUACAUGAAGAAGAGUUUCCCAGAGAUGCACGAGUACAUGAGACGCUUCAAUGAGCCGACCACGCCUGAAGGGGUCGCCACUCUCAAGACAGAUCCUCCUCAGCUCGACGCCUUCAUCAUGGACAAAGCUCUGCUUGACUACGAAGUUUCCAUUGACGCAGACUGUAAACUUGCAACUGUGGGGAAACCGUUCGCCAUUGAAGGUUAUGGUAUCGGCCUGCCUCAGAACUCUCCUCUGACAUCCAACAUCUCCGAGUUCAUCAGCAGAUAUAAAUCAGAGGGAUACAUGGACCUGCUGCACGACAAGUGGUACAAAGUGGUUCCCUGUGGGAACCGAGUGUUCGCCGUCACCGAGACUCUUCAGAUGGGGAUCAGUCACUUUUCAGGACUCUUCGUCUUGUUGUGUGUUGGAGUGGGCGGAGCUUUGCUGACUCUGGCAGGUGAACACGGUUUCUACCAGCUCGUCCUGCCUCACAUCCGCCGCCGACAGAACCUCAAAUAUUGGCUGCACACCUCACAGAAAAUCCACCGAGCUCUGAACAUGACGUACGAAGAUGUGAAGAAGCAGCGAGCUGAAAAAGAGAAAAGCUGUAACCUGCAGAACCCCCCUCCGCACCUCGCCACCCCCCCUGCCCCACCAGCCCCCUCCGCCUCUGCCAAAUGGAACAACGAGACCAGCAAGGAUGCUGCCGCCGCUGCUGCUGCUGCGGCGGCAGCCGCCGCCUCAAAGGACGCCCGGGACUUCAAACGUGUCCACUUCAACCUGGAGACCCUCAACACCCGCCGCCUGCUUGCUCGCAUUGCCACUGCUGAUGCAAAGGUGGGCGGGGCCAAAUGUGAGGGGGCAGGGCCUGUGAAGCCGAGAGCGGGGGCCAACAGCAGACUGUGUGAGAACGGAGGACCAGCGGCCUCGCUUGCCAGCUUGGUGCUCUCCCUCCCCUCUUCAUCCUCCUCUUCCUCUUCUGCCCAACCCAAUACCGCUGCUGCUCACCCUGCAGCAAUGGCCCCGCCCCCUGCCGCCGUGGCCUCGCCAUCCGCCGUCGUGGCCCCGCCCCAGCCCGGCGAGCUGCAGGAGCUACAGGACCAAAUCGAACAGAUGAGGGAGAAGCUGAAGACUGCUCUGGCCAGGAGGGCCGAGAUCCAGACCACUUUGACCAAACCUGUCGCUACGGUGACAAGCCCGCCUCCCGUCAUGACCACGACGCCCACCGUCAACCCGCCCACCAUUGUCCCAGUAACGCCCCUCCCUGCCAACAUGAAGUGUGUGACCACCAUGACAGACCCGCCCCACAAAGUCCUGUCCAAAGUCCGGCCCCUCCAAAACAGACUGACCAAUCAGAGGAGGUGAUGCUCUAUGUGCAGGUCACAUGACCCUCUGCACACGGCGGCCAUUUUAAACUGCUUUGAUGCCAAAGCUGACUCUCCAUUUGUUUCUGCAGCAGGUAAAUAGCUCCGACAGCGAGACCACGUUAGUAUUCAGCCACGGAAAGUUCCAAACAUUAGUUCCACGGCAAAACCAACUUCCUGUUUAGGUUCCACAUGAUCUGCGGAGCCUCUGAGAGGAACCUCUCAGUUAGGCAGCUACAGCAGAGCACCUGUUAUUACAUGCAUCACAAUACAUGUAUUACUGGAAUAAAACAGAGGCUUUAAUGAUUGCAGAAAUAAAAACGAUUGGUCAAAGAAGAUGCACAUUCAGGGUUGUAAUUAAUAAUAAUUAGUUAUAAUAGAGGGCGGCACAGUGGUGUGGUGGUUAGCACUGUCGCCUCACAGCAAGAAGGUCGUGGGUUCAAACCCCUGGCAGGCUAGGUUGAUUAAAGGACUAGAGGAGGACUAAAUUGUCCUCAGGUGUGAUCGUGAGUGGUUGUUUGUCUAUGUGUGGCCCUGCGAUGGACUGGCGACCUGUCCAGAUGUCAGCUGGGAUUGGCUCCACUACACUUAUUUUGAAUAUCUGCAGUUUAACCAGAGUUUAAAAACUUCUCAAAAUGUUUUAUACUUUAAUUACUAUUCUUUUUUAAUUAAUAUUAAAACAAGUUCCACUAUCACUGCUAUUAUUUGACGUCUCUCUGUGCAACUUUGGUGUGGAUUACUUUAAACUUUUAUACCGAACUGAUCCAACAAAAAAGUAUUCACGUAUAAUGAUGAUUAACCCCAAAUUAACCCCUGAAUUUACACCUUAACUGAAAAAUGAAGGUCCUUCUAAGGUAAAAAUUAAAGGUCAUCUCUGAUGUUGAUACGUAAAUUGCAAAAAAGUGAAGAAAGAAACUUUGAAAAAAAAGAAAUAGAUUAAAACCUGAUAAUUAGCUUUAAAUAGAACCCUGGAUCAUAUUAACACCUCAUCAUUUGUGGAUUGUCAAAUAUUUCAAACCCGUGGAAACUAAUGGGAAACUCAUGAAGCUUUAAAUGAGUUUUAAAUUAAUCUGAGUGAUUCAGAUAAGUGUUUGCUAAUUAAAGGGUAAAUUGAGGCGUUCUUUUUCCAUGGGGAUCAGGAUGUUCUGGGCUGCAGACGGUUAGAGAAGUCAGGAAGUCAAAUCUAAUAUUAGAUGUCACUUUACAAACAUCAGGGACAUCAGAGGCUCCACCAGAGGUUCUUUCAUAAAACUGUGACGUUAGAAUCAGACAAUUUCAAAUGUCCUUAAAGAAUCCAGAAGCAUAUUUUUAUACAUUUGGUAACUAAUAUGUUUUAUAAAGUUUCUGCAACAAGUUUAUGUGAAACUCUCUGUUUUUGUAAAAAAGGUUUAAAAUGGCCGCUGUGACGCUGACACAUGGACAUGUUACAGGAACAAGACUUCCUGUGAGGCUGAACUCAGCAGCUCUGCUCACCAACAAACGCAAGACGGGAGCCUCAGAGGAUCAAAACCUGCAGGACAUCAACGCACCGCCAACAAAACAAGAGGAGGAGGAAACUCAGACGUUCUCCGCUCUGCACAUUUGCAUCCACAGAAGUGUUGCUGCCACUCGGUCGGGUCGUCACAUG
Molecule: messenger RNA, 5373 nt
Organism: Micropterus salmoides (largemouth bass)
Lineage: Eukaryota; Metazoa; Chordata; Actinopteri; Centrarchiformes; Centrarchidae
Gene: grin3bb
Product: glutamate receptor, ionotropic, N-methyl-D-aspartate 3Bb
Biological process (GO): modulation of chemical synaptic transmission; monoatomic ion transport; ionotropic glutamate receptor signaling pathway
Cellular component (GO): postsynaptic membrane; plasma membrane
Molecular function (GO): NMDA glutamate receptor activity; transmitter-gated monoatomic ion channel activity involved in regulation of postsynaptic membrane potential
Source: RefSeq, a predicted model, not a curated record